AUGGCGUCCAGAACUCAGCAUAAAAAAACCGCUAUAAUCACAGGAGGUGCUAGCGGUGUUGGCCUAGCGGUAGCUACUGCCUUGAGCAGCCGUAACGACUGGCGUAUAUACAUCCUUGACCUGGAUCCGUCUGGUGACGAGGUAUCGCAAUCACUAGGCUCUCGCACAAGUUUUCACCGGGUUGAUGUGACCAACUACGCUGCUUUGGCAGAUGUGUUUGAGCUUGUAUUUUCGGAAUACGGCUCUAUUGACUUUGUAUUUUCCAAUGCAGGCAUAGUAGAAAAGGUUGAUUUCUAUGCUCAUUUGUCUGAGGAUGCCCCCCCUCCCGAGCUAGAUCAGUUAGUUCUCGAUGUGAACCUCAAGUCCACCAUAAAUAUCACCUAUCUCGCACAACAUUACAACCGAAAGGCCGAGUCCCAUGACAGUGCACGGAAUGUCCUCAUCACAGCGAGUGUUGGCUCUCUUUACCCGUGCUUUGCAAUCCCGAUAUACGCAGCUUCUAAACAUGGUAUACUAGGACUCGUGAGAUCCGUUGCGCCCGCAUUCAUCAAAGAAGGGCUUCGUGUCAAUGCUUUGUGUCCUGGUGUCAUGGCCACCAAGCUCAUGACGGAUGAGGACUUCAAACACUAUCCGCCUGAGUAUUUCACUCCUAUCGAGACAUUGCUGGAUGCAGUGUUGAAGAUAGUCGAUGGCGAAGAUAUAGAAGAUGCCAGAGGUCGGUUGGUUCAGGGAAAGGAUGUGCACGGGAAAACCAUCGAAAUCAAUGUCCGGAAUAUUUAUUUCCGGGAUCAGCCCGAAUGGUGUGAUGAUGCCAUGCCUUUUGUUAUGGCUGCCACAGACCGUUAA
This is a messenger RNA of Penicillium robsamsonii, 846 nucleotides long. Its product is annotated as 15-hydroxyprostaglandin dehydrogenase. Gene Ontology annotation, molecular function: oxidoreductase activity, acting on the CH-OH group of donors, NAD or NADP as acceptor. The record is from RefSeq and is a predicted model, not a curated record. Gene Ontology annotation, cellular component: cytoplasm. The coding region runs from base 1 to 846 and encodes 281 amino acids. NCBI's taxonomy places the organism in Eukaryota, Fungi, Ascomycota, Eurotiomycetes, Eurotiales, Aspergillaceae. The transcript is spliced from 3 exons.